CUCACAGGGCCGAGGCCAGCGGCUCCGGAGCCAGCCGCCAUGUCCUCCACCGUGAACAACGGGGCGGCCACCAUGCCGUCCCCCCCGGACGCGGCGAACGGCUUCCCGCAGCCGGGCGCCUCCUCGGGGACCUGGCCGCGGGCGGAAGAGGAGCUGCGCGCCGCAGAGCCGGGCCUGGUGAAGCGCGCGCACCGCGAGAUCCUGGACCACGAGCGCAAGCGGCGCGUGGAGCUCAAGUGCAUGGAACUGCAGGAGAUGAUGGAGGAGCAAGGGUACUCAGAGGAGGAGACCCGGCAGAAGGUCAGGACUUUCCGGCAGAUGCUGAUGGAGAAGGAGGGAAUGCUCACCAGGGAGGACCGGCCUGGGGGCCACAUCGUGGCGGAGACCCCGCGGCUGCUCGAGGGCGUGGACCCGGGCCAGGAGUACGCGCCCUUGGACGAGGACGACGGCCCGGUGGACUGUGACUGCCCGGCCGCCUGCUACCGCGGGCACCGGGGGUACAGGACCAAGCACUGGUCCAGCAGCUCCGCGUCGCCCCCUCCCAAGAAGAAGAAGAAAAAGAAAGGCGGCCACCGGCGAAGCCGCAAAAAGAGGAGACUGGACUCCGAGUGCAGCUGUGGGAGCUCCUCACCGCAGCGCAAGAAGAAGAAGAGUGUGAAGAAGCACCGCAGAGACAGGUCUGAUUCUGGGUCCCGGAGGAAGAGACGACACAGAUCUCGAAGCCCCAAGAGCAAAAGAAAAGAGAAGAACAAAGAGAAGAAGAGGCCACACGCGGGGUCCCCGGGUCGGAGGUCCAAUCGCCACAGCAGCGGCAGCUCUCAGAGCCCCUCCCUCUCCUCCCAUUACAGCGAUUCCAGAUCACCCAGCAGGCUGAGCCCCAAGCACCGAGAUGACGGGCGGAAGACGGGCAGCCAGCGGUCCAGCGGGAGCCGGUCGCCUUCCCCGUCUGGCGGCAGCGGAUGGGGGUCGCCCCAGCAGAACGGCGGCAACAGACAGCGGAGCGGAGCGCACUGGGGCCGCCCCGGCUCGGCGCACAGCCCGCCAGAUAAGCCCAGCUCGCCCUCGCCCAGGGCCCGCGACCAGGCGGAGGCCGGCGCAGCCACGCCGCCCGCGCGGGGCAAGGAGAGCCCGAGCCCGCGCUCGGCGCCGUCGUCCCAGGGCAGAGGAGAUCCCCCCUCCCCCCUCCCACUGACCCCUCUCCCCGCACUGACCACUCUCCCUCCUUCUCAGACCAAGGAGCGGCCCCCGCGCGCCCGGCCGGCCAGCACCUCCCCGUCCCCGGGCGCGCACGGCAGGCACGGCGGCCCGGAGGGGAAGAGCUCGUCGCGCAGCCCGGGCCCCCACCCGCGCUCGUGGAGCUCCAGCCGCUCUCCCUCCAAGUCCCGCUCGCGCUCUGCGGAGAAGAGGACCCGCAGCCCCAGCCGCUCGCCGUCGCCCAAGAAAACCCUGGGCCGGGACAAGGACGGCGAGGGCCGCGCGAGGCACGCCGAGGCCGAGGCCGCCCGCGCCCGGCGCCGCUCCCGCAGCUACUCGCCCAUCCGCAAGCGGCGCCGGGACUCGCCCAGCUUCAUGGAGCCACGGCGCAUCACCAGUGCCCGAAAGCGUCCCAUCCCCUACUACCGGCCCAGCCCCUCGUCCUCCUCCAGCUGCCUGAGCAGUGACUACUCAAGCCGGAGCCCCAGCCGCAGCCCCAGCCCGGGCCACAGCCACGGAAGCUACAGCAGCCGCAGCCGCGGCACCCGCAGCCGCACCCGCAGCCCCUCCCGGACCCCCAGUCCCAGCUACCACAGCCGGAGCAGCUCAGAGAGUGGGGGCUUCUGA
Odobenus rosmarus divergens (Pacific walrus) is the source of this 1821-nucleotide messenger RNA. RefSeq names its product serine/arginine repetitive matrix 3 (gene SRRM3). The transcript is spliced from 15 exons. Lineage: Eukaryota; Metazoa; Chordata; Mammalia; Carnivora; Odobenidae. The record is from RefSeq and is a predicted model, not a curated record. Gene Ontology annotation, molecular function: mRNA binding. Bases 40 to 1821 code for a protein of 593 amino acids.